AUGUCUUGUGUGCUAUUCGCGGUCUUCGCAUGCAUUUUAAGGAACCACGUUUUGGCGCAGAAUACCAUUUCUUUUGACAGCAUCACGAAUCAGAAUAAUAAUAGCAUUAACAGAACAUCGUGUUGCGUACCAAGGAAUAAUUGUCCAUUUGCUAAUACAGGAAUUGACGUUCGAAUUGUUAAUACGGGUUCUAAUUGUCCUGAUGGACAAGUAUACUGUUGCUCGUCUAAUUCGGGAAAUUUGAUUGACACUACAUGUGGGAUUAGAAAAAUUCCAGAAACUGCACAUCCUCAAGGUCAAGCUAGCUAUGGUGCAUAUCCUUGGCAAGCUGUACUUUUAACAACUGACAAUGUUUAUGUUGGUUCUGGGGUUCUAAUUACACCAAAUCAUGUGUUAACUGUUGCUCAUAAAGUAGCAUCUUACAAAAAUGGUGGACUUAAGGUAAGACUUGGAGAAUGGAAUGGACAGUCCACUACUGAGCUCUAUCCAUCUAAGGAAUAUUCAGCCCGAAAAAUAUCUGUGCACUCUGAAUUCAAUUCCAUGAAUCUACAAAAUGAUGUAGCAGUAAUAACUUUAAGCGAUACUGUUCCUAUUUCAAGCAGUCCUAAUAUUAACACUGCGUGCUUUCCUACAGCAGUACCCACAGCUUAUACAAGAUGUUGGGUAUCAGGCUGGGGAAAAGAUGCAUUUGGAACUAAUGGUAAAUACCAGAGUAUAAUGAAAGAAGUAGAUGUACCAAUUGUUGAUCAAUCAACUUGUGAAAAUGCACUACGACAGACUAGGCUUGGACAAUAUUUCAUGCUAAAUAAAAACAGUUUCAUAUGUGCAGGAGGAGAACAAGGAAAAGAUGCAUGUACAGGUGAUGGUGGUUCACCUUUAGUGUGUCAGUCUGGAAGUGGACAAUGGCAAGUAGUUGGAAUGGUUGCAUGGGGUAUUGGUUGUGCAACUAGUAACAUUCCUGGUAUAUAUGUGAAUGUAUAUAAUUAUAUUACAUGGAUUACACAACAAAUAAGUCAGAAUAAGUAA
Messenger RNA from Eufriesea mexicana, 1026 nucleotides. RefSeq names its product trypsin-3. The coding region runs from base 1 to 1026 and encodes 341 amino acids. The transcript has 6 exons. Lineage: Eukaryota; Metazoa; Arthropoda; Insecta; Hymenoptera; Apidae. Gene Ontology annotation, molecular function: serine-type endopeptidase activity. The record is from RefSeq and is a predicted model, not a curated record. Gene Ontology annotation, biological process: proteolysis.